UCUGUCAACCGCGCUUGCGCAUCGCAGCAAAGAAAGUCAAUCACCACACGAUAACGCUCGACCUCGAAGUAAUCUCCUCGGCAAGGCCCGUUAUUCCGCAUGAUCUGCAUUUUGUUAUAACGCAGAUCGCUUGGGGUGGGUUGAGGCGAAGCACUCGAAGCAGCAAGAAGGAUUCAGAGCCGCUUCUACGUUCCCCCUGAUUCACGAGUCUGAUAUCCCAUCACAACCCGCGCCGCCAUGCAAUUAAAACACGCGCCCUCGCGGGUGCUCAUGGCCUCGCUGUUGGCGGCGCCGCAGCUUGCCUCCGCAUUCUACCUUCCCGGUGUCGCCCCCACAUCAUACAAGAAGGACGAGCUGGUACCGCUCUACGUCAACACGAUCAGGCCAGUCGCGGGGUCCGACGCCAUGCUGCACUCACUCGUCUCCUACGACUACUACUAUCCGUUAUUCCAGUUCUGCCGGCCCGAAGGCGGGCCACAAAGUGCCAGCGAGAGUUUGGGAAGCAUCCUGUUUGGGGAUCGGAUAAAAACAUCACCGUUCGAGCUCAAAAUGGCACAUAACGAGACGUGCAAGACGCUCUGCGAAGUCACAUACCAGAAGGGCCACGCCAUGUUUGUCAACCAACAGAUCAGGUCCGGCAUCAGUCUCAACUGGCUGGUAGACGGCCUACCAGCAGGGCAAAAGAUUAUUGACGAGAUUUCCGAGACGGAAUUCUACAACCCAGGUUUUCUCCUCGGUCAGCAGUUUCAAGAUAGUGACCAGGUGCAGUUCAACAACCACUACGACAUCAUUGUCGAGUACCAUGAAGUUGCCGGGAGCAAAGACCAAUACCGCGUCGUGGGCGUCAUUGUGCAGCCCGAGUCGAGGAAAUACACGGGUCCUGUUGGGCCUGACACAUGCAAUACCGCGCUGGAUCCUGUGAUCCUGAGCGAGACGGGCGACACCAAGGUGCAAUUCACCUACAGCGUCUACUGGAUUCCGUCCACGACAGCCUGGGCCACGCGGUGGGACAAGUAUCUCCACGUUUUCGACCCCAAGAUCCACUGGUUCUCUCUCGUGAACUCGGCCAUCAUCGUCAUCUUCCUUGUCAUGACCGUCAUGUCGAUUCUGGUCAGGACACUGAAGAAGGACAUUGCCCGGUACAACCGGCUCGACCAGAUCAAUCUCGACGACCUCUCGGGAACCUCAUCAGCCCUGGAAGACGGCGUGCAGGAGGAUUCGGGUUGGAAGCUGGUGCACGGCGACGUGUUCCGCACGCCUCCGAACCCGCUCCUCCUCUCCGUCUUCCUCGGCAACGGCGCCCAGCUUUUCGUAAUGACGGGCUUCACCAUCGCCUUCGCCCUCCUCGGCUUUCUCUCCCCCUCAUACCGAGGCUCAUUAGGCACCUUCAUGAUCCUCCUCUACACAGUCCUCGGCUUCGUCGGCGGUUACACGUCCGCGCGCUUCUACAAGUCACUACAUGGCGAGAAGUGGAAGCUCAACAUCAUCCUGACCCCGCUCCUGGUCCCGGGCAUCGUCUUCGCCACGUUCUUCCUGCUGGACCUCUUCCUUUGGGCGAAACAGUCCUCAGGCGCCGUGCCCUUCACCACCAUGCUGGUGAUCGUGCUCAUCUGGUUCGUCAUCAGCGUACCACUUUCCUUCGCGGGCUCCUGGCUGGGCUUCCGCGCGCCGGCGAUCGAGCCACCGGUCCGCACCAACCAGAUCCCGCGCCAGAUCCCGCCUGUCACCACGUACCUCCAGCCGAUCCCCAGCAUGCUGCUGGUGGGCUUGCUCCCGUUCGGCGCCAUCUUUGUCGAGCUCUACUUCAUCAUGAGCUCCAUCUGGUUCAGCAAGAUUUACUACAUGUUUGGCUUUUUGUUCCUGUGCUACGGCCUGAUGAUAUUGACGUGCGCCUCGGUCACGGUGCUGCUGGUGUAUUUCCUGCUGUGCGCAGAGAACUACAACUGGCAGUGGCGCGCCUUUUUGGCCGCUGGCACGAGCGCGGGGUAUAUCUUUUUGAAUGCCCUCAUUUACUGGAUCAGCAAGCUGUCGAUGAGCGGGUUCGCGGGGAGUGUGCUGUACAUUGGGUACAGCUUGCUGAUUUCUUUCUUGUUCUUUAUACUGACUGGGUCCAUCGGCUUCUUUGCAAGCUGGCUGUUCGUCCGGAAGAUUUAUUCGUCCAUCAAAAUCGAUUAGACGGAGGCUGGGGAAAAUUGGUUCGAUCGGAGGUUUGAAGCACUCUACACCUUGGUAGUGUAGUAUUUGAUUUUGGAGUCAUCUAGAUGAGUUCAUGUAUGACUAUGGGCGCGGGCACGGGGGGAUAGGGGGUCGUAUGUCAUGUAACAUCAAAACUGGCAGCGUUUGCCUUGGAAGCCGAAGCUUACCAGCCUAGAUUUGCUUUUCUUCUCGGCAGUACUGGGAUGCCGGAUAAGAAGUUGUAUCUAAUGAG
This is a messenger RNA of Canariomyces notabilis, 2428 nucleotides long. RefSeq lists its product as uncharacterized. Gene Ontology annotation, biological process: protein localization to membrane; vacuolar transport. The transcript has 4 exons. The record is from RefSeq and is a predicted model, not a curated record. The coding region runs from base 238 to 2175 and encodes 645 amino acids. Gene Ontology annotation, cellular component: fungal-type vacuole membrane; endosome. Lineage: Eukaryota; Fungi; Ascomycota; Sordariomycetes; Sordariales; Chaetomiaceae.